AAAUUUUGUAGAAGGAAAAGAAAUACUAAUAAUCCAUUGAAAUUGAUAUUAGAGGUUAGCCACGUGGAGAAUCCGUUACUCCCGCUAUUUUUGUGUUGGUUGUGUUGCAAGAAAGAAAGAAAAAGAACAAUAUGUAAAGAAUUUGAGACCCAUUUUUCAUUUCUUGCGAAUUCAUUUCAAUUUCACAAGUUUAACAAUAAACACAAGAAAAACGCAAAACUGCUGGGGUUUCUAAUUUUCUCUAAUUUCCCUGAAAUCUCUCUCUUCAUAAAACCUUCUUCUGAAUUCCGUUCGUUCCUUCCACAUUUUGAUUCAUUUUUCCACCGUUAUUUCCCUUCAUCAAACAAUUUGUUCAUUCAUCAUACAUGUGCAGGGGAUUCAUAUGAUUUUAUUGCAUUGUGUUAUUGUUAUUGGGUAAUGAGAGGUGUCAAGUUUUCGAAUAUAGUGGGCAGAGAUGAACAUUGCUGCUCUUUUAACUUCUGCUGGAAUUAAUAUUUCCGUGUGUGUGGUACUCUUUUCACUCUAUUCAAUAUUAAGAAAACAACCCAGCAAUUUUAAUGUUUACUUUGGAAGAAAACUAGCCACUCGUUGUUCUAAAAACAUUGAUCUUUGUUUGGAAAGAUUUGUUCCAUCUCCUACAUGGGUAAUGAAAGCAUGGGAUACUUCUCAAGACGAAAUUCUUACUAUUGGGGGUUUGGAUGCUGUGGUUUUUAGCAGGAUGCUUACCUUCAGUAUCCGAGUAUUCUCUGUUGCUGCCAUCAUCUGCACUAUUCUAGUGCUUCCAGUGAAUUACUAUGGUCGCAACAGGAUACAUAAAGACAUACCUUUUGAGUCACUGGAAGUAUUUACCAUUGAGAACGUCAAAGCAGGAUCCAGAUGGCUUUGGACUCAUUGUCUUGCAUUAUACAUCAUAACUGUGACAGCCUGUUCUCUUCUUUACUCUGAAUAUAGGACCAUUACUAAUUUGCGGCUAGUAAAUAUCACUGGAUUGCCUCCAAAACCAAGUCAUUUUACGAUUCUUGUCCGAGGAAUACCUUGGUCUUCCGAGGAAUCGUACUGUGAAGCAGUGAAAAAGUUUUUCACAUAUUACCAUGCCUCAACGUAUUUGUCACACCAAAUAGUGUAUAGGUCUGGUGCUGUUCAGAAAUUGAAGGAUGAUGCAGAAUACAUAUGUAAGAUGCUCGGUGAUAGUUUGGAACAGACCUGUAAGCCAAGCAUGGUGCAAUGUUACUUUUGUGGAGGAACCAAUAAUUUUAAGAUUAUCUGUAAUGAAAUAGAUAGUAUACAUGCGCGAUCAGGAUACACUGACAUACAUAUAGAUUCAAGAAAAAAGGAAUGNNCAUCUGCUUUCGUGUUCUUUAAAAGUCGGUAUGCUGCCCUUAUGGCUGCCCGAAAUCUUCAAGCAUCAAAUCCUAUGUUAUGGGUCACAGAUCAAGCUCCUGAACCCUGUGAUGUUUACUGGUCCAACCUUUGCAUACCAUACAAGCAACUUUGGAUCCGUAAGAUAGUUACAUGUGUGGCUUCUAUCACCUUUGUGCUUGUAUUCCUCAUCCCUGUCACAUUUGCACAAGGCUUGACUCAACUAGACAAGCUUGAGAAAAUGUUUCCUUUCUUGACAGAUAUACUAAAAAAGCAAUUUAUGAUUCAGCUGGUGACUGGUUACUUGCCAAGUGCUAUUUUGGUUUUAUUUUUAAUUGGUGUUCCACCAGUGAUGAUGCUACUUUCAGCAGUGGAGGGACCAAUUUCCCGUAGUGGUAGGAAGAAAAGUGCAUGCUGCAAAGUUUUGUAUUUCACUAUUUGGAAUGUGUUUUUUGUCAAUGUUUUUGCUGGGUCAGUUAUUAGUCAGCUCUCAGUGUUUACUAGUAUAACAGAACUACCUGCCCAACUUGCCAAGGCAGUCCCAGCACAGGCUACUUUCUUCACAACAUAUGUUUUAUCAUCUGGUUGGGCAAGUCUAGCUUUUGAGAUUAUACAACCGUUUCCUCUUUUCUGCAACCUGUUCCAAAGAUUAGUACUCUGCUCCGGCGAAGAUUCCUUCAAUGGCACUGUAACUUUUCCGUACCAUACAGAAGUUCCAAGGAUCUUACUAUUUGGAUUUCUUGGGUUCAUUUGUUCUAUUCUGGCACCCCUGAUACUGCCCUUCUUAUUGUUCUACUUUUUCCUUGCAUACCUCGUUUACCGAAACCAGAUUCUCAAUGUGUAUAUUACAAAAUAUGAUGGUGGAGGACAUUUAUGGCCUAUUGUCUUCAACACAACGGUCUUUUCAUUGCUUGUGGCUCAAAUUAUUGCACUUGGAGUGUUUGGACUAAAACGCUCAACAGUUGCGUCUGGAUUUACCAUUCCCUUGCUGAUUGGUACCGUUCUAUUUAAUCAAUAUUGUAGGCAACGAUUUCUCCCAGUAUUUAGGAACAAUGCAGCACAGGUUCUUAUUGACAUGGAUCACAGAGAUGAGAAUUGUAGAAGGAUGGAGGAGAUCUAUGAUCAAUUGCAUUCAGCUUACUGCCAGUUCAAUACUAGUUCUAGUCAAACUGAUUGUUUCAGUUAUGCAGGGGAUAGAGAGCGCGCUCAGAGUCUUCAGAUUCCAGAAGAUAUGGAGACAGGCAAGGAAAUCAUCCAACAAGAAUUAUCAUGGCCAGUUCAUCGGUAGUUUGAGUUUGUAGAAAUCAGUGUUAGGCUUGUAGAUGUUAUUAGAAUCACGGUGAUUGCUAUAAAUGGGGUUGUGCGCAUGUAUGCACAAUUAGUUAAUCACAAUUCAAAUACCUGCACAAAAAAUAGGACUACCUUCUCUCCCCAUGAUGUUCAGUUGCACGACAAAGUGGAUAUUUUUGUAAUUAUCCUGUAUUUUAUGUAAUUGUAAAUAUUCAUGAUUGAUAAGAAGAUUAUACAAAGGCUAUUUUUUCUACCAA
Messenger RNA from Cicer arietinum (chickpea), 2906 nucleotides. NCBI's taxonomy places the organism in Eukaryota, Viridiplantae, Streptophyta, Magnoliopsida, Fabales, Fabaceae. The record is from RefSeq and is a predicted model, not a curated record.